Striga hermonthica is the source of this 456-nucleotide messenger RNA. Lineage: Eukaryota; Viridiplantae; Streptophyta; Magnoliopsida; Lamiales; Orobanchaceae. The record is from the annotation of a GenBank genome assembly.
AUGGCUCAAAAUUGCGACUCGGCUCUUUUCCUCGUUGCUCUCCUCCUCUUUGUUGCCUCUAAACCACUUGCCCACGCCCAAUUGCCAAUAAGGCCACUGAAUGUAACUGGUCAGAUAUGUUGCACGUCCACUGGAAACUGUCCUGGUCAAGGUGUUCCUAGGGUGGUUGUCAGUUUGAAUUGCACGAUUCUCAACUCGACAAUUACCUUGGGCCGCAACACAACCAACGCUAACGGGACAUUUUCUAUUUCUGUUCCGGCUGUGGUGGGAACUGUCGGUAGCUUGCCCUUACUCCCGUGUACCGUUAGUACGAGCCUUUCUAUCAACCGUGUUGUGUGCCCGGUGCUCUCGACCAUAAACAGCACACUCGUGUCUGCCCUCCGCCCUAUUACCAUCGUGUUGGGUUUAGUUCAAAAUGCUACCGCAACUGGAUUUUUCAAUGUGACGCUGACCUAA